AUGGAUCCGCUCUCGAUCGCUGCCUCAGCGGUGGCCUUGACCCAGGCCGCAGGCGCUAUCGCUUCCUCUCUGGCCGGCUUCGUUCGCUCCCUCCAAACCGUCGACGCGCGCAUCACCGCCCUCCGCCAUGAACUCGCCAACCUGACUGCGUUCCUCCAAUCCGUCGAGAAAACACUGAAUGGCUGCCACAAGUUCGACUUCGCCCUCGUCGAGGAGGACUUGUGGCAGCAGAGCCAUAUCGCCAUGGCAGACUGCAAGUCCACCCUCGGCGAGCUGGCGUCUUUGGUCAACAAAAUCAACCACGCCGCCAAACCAAAGGGCCUCGUGUGGAAGACUCGAGCCGUCGUUGAUCUGAACAUCCAUGGUGUCGAUAUCGCCGCAUUCCGGGACAAGAUUCAACAGUCCAACUGGGCGCUGCAGACCGUGCUCCAUACCAUGACAGUUUCUCUUUCUUUCAGGCAGCACACAUCCCAGGAAGCCAUCCUCGCCAAGCUAAGCCAACUGAAGGCCUCCAUCGACGAGACGCUCCACGCUUCCUCACGUCCCGCCGGCGGCUUCGAGCGCGGCGUUAGCGAUCAUCCCGAUUCUCAAAUUGCACGGAACAUGCGACAUCUCGCCCAAGCAGCAGGACACUUUUACUCCGCAGCCAGUUCGACAGCUAGCUCUACUCGAGGCGAUAGAAGCAUUGGCCACACUACAUCAUAUCAAAGCGCUGCCGCCGCCAGCAUUUUAGGAGACUUUCCAGACUCCCGCCGUGAGCGGGUCGAGCAAUUUCUCCACGAUAGCCGCAACCAGCUACGAGACCCGACAAUACUCUCGAUUCCAUCACAAACCUCGCCGUCAUGGAACUCUUCUUCUCGAUACUCGCGACCGCCCUCUGUAUUCCCCUCUACCAUGUCCACGGCGCUUGCACGCGGGUCUUCAAACAGAACCUUGGAUGACGACGACGUCGACGCCGAAUUCGAGCGCCUCUAUCUCGACGGACUGCAAGAGUUGGCUACAAUCAGCAUGAAGAAUCGAGACUACCAGAUCGCGAUUGAAUAUCUGCAACAGGCAUUGCAACGAGACGAGGAUUCGGGCUCUGGAAGCCCCGAGUCUCGCCAACGCCAAAUCCAACUUGCCUUUUGCUACUUUUUCCUGGGAACAUGGCGACUCGCGGAGCCGAUAGUCACCAAGCUCGCACAGUUGAAGUCAGACCAAGACCUAGCGGUGUGCAGCCUGCUCCAUGCUCUAUCGCUCGCAUACCUCUCAGAGUACCUCUUUGACGACGCCUUGGCAACCUGCAAGAAGGCUCUCCCAGGGAAGAAGAGACUAUGCCAUGCCAAUGGCGCUAAUUGGCAAGAGUAUAGAGAGGCACUUGCUCUUUUGGCGACCAUUUUCCACAUGGAAGGCGAUUACUUCCGCGCCGAAGUCUUGAGGAGACAACUGCCAACCGACUUCGUCUACGUCCACCCUGUCAACGCGAUUCAGUAUCUGCAGAGUAAAUCGGACAUCUUUGAAUCCAUGCUUGGAGACGACGACCCCCACCAAGGUGGUAUGGCAGAGCUGGACGGCGGACAAAACCUUGCUGUAAAUGGGGAGCGCCAGGGAGCUGUUCGAAACGGGACAGUCACCAGUUCAAGGGGUGCCUCGUUGCGUGCCAAGGUCUUGGAAAACCAGCGGUAUGAGAUGGACACGAUGAAGGAAGUUGUGUUCGUUGAACCCGCUGAGCCACAGUCGGCAACUGAUGCAGACGACGAGGCCUCGAUCUUCGCUCCUGUCAAGGGAUCCCUCCUUCGCCGUCGCCUCACUCAAAUUUUCGGAUCGAAACGGAUUCGCAAGACGAGUUCGGGCGAGGCACUGGCGGCAGUACAGGUCCCCGAGUCACCGAUAAGCGACACAGCGUCAGUUGUGCUUCCAGCACCGGAGUCGCAGUAUCCCAAUGGCGAUGGGAUGUGGCUCAAGAUAAAAACGUCAAAGACGCUCUUGCGGAAGCGAUCUCGACCAAGAGUUGCCAAGUUUCCACUCAAUAAGGCUGGCGCCGGGCAGAAGGAAGCCUUCAGGUUGAUCAACAUGGAGAGGAUCUCGUACCCGCAACACCAACAACCUGCCUACCAGUAUAAUCCUGGGGACUAUCCUUACGUCCCUUCAGAGAAUGACAGCUUGAGUCCAAUAGAAGAAGUCAGCGAUCCCCUCUCCUCUACAACGAUCAACCAGGGAGAGCCAACCGAAGAUCCCGAAAGCCGACCGUCCAGUGUCUCUCCUUGUACCUCUGAGACUGAUGAACUUGACCCGACGGCUGACACGCAAAAUCAACUACCACUAGCGGAACUUGCUGAUGAGAACUUCGGGAAUCUAUCUGUCUCAAAUCCCAAUUUCAACGCUGAUCAGCCGCAGACCGUGUCCUCCAAUGGACCAGGGAAUUCAGGAGAGGCCAGAGCUGGGGAUGAAAGUAUGGGACGUGGUCAAACCAACAACCAUUCCGAUAUUCCUAUCCAGCCCACCAAAGUACCGCUCCCUACAAUAUCCGAAGACUUGGAAAAGACACUAGCAGAAUCCACCGCCGUCUUCACAUCGCUGCCGGCAAUUCCAGAUUCAGAGGAGCUCCAUUCUAACAAACUUGACCUUGAGCUCCUUUUACAGAAGUUACAGGCAAGAAGUGAUUGCCAAGUUCUUCUUCGGGAUUUGCGGAAGGUCAUAAGAGACUUGGAGCAGAGAGACGCAGUCGAGCAAGAGGAGGCACACGACUCCGGUUACGAAACAAUGGACGACAGCAGUGAAUUGGUAAAACCGGCUCCAGAACCACCCAAAGGACACGAGAAUGACUCUACCCCACAAUCGCCAAAUCUCAGACGGGCAUUUUCUUGGACAAUGGGCUCCGAGGCCUCCUACACCGCUCAUGAAUCCGAGCUUCAACCACCAGAUGAGAAACGUUGCCCUGCUGAUAUCCCUCCCUGGUUAGAAAGCUACAACGUCGUCGCCAUAGCCUUCAAACGUCAAAACAGUGGGCACACUGAGGAGAGAGAGGAGAUGCUGUCGGUCACUGACACUGAAUUGGAACCAGGAAUUGGGAAGGUAUCCAGGGUAGAAGAUAGCUGGACAGCGCCUUCACUACCAAGAUUGGAGGCGAGGGGAGGUUGGGAUUGGGAUCGAUUGUGAGAUGACAAGUGACAGGGAAAUGUUAAUACCGACCGUUGUGGACCAGUCACAACUUUGAUGGGGUUAUGAAGGGAUGCAUUAUGGAUU
Molecule: messenger RNA, 3225 nt
Organism: Ilyonectria robusta
Lineage: Eukaryota; Fungi; Ascomycota; Sordariomycetes; Hypocreales; Nectriaceae
Exons: 3
Coding region: 1-3138 (1045 amino acids)
Molecular function (GO): protein binding
Source: RefSeq, a predicted model, not a curated record